Mauremys reevesii (Reeves's turtle) is the source of this 1656-nucleotide messenger RNA. RefSeq names its product zinc finger protein 420-like. Lineage: Eukaryota; Metazoa; Chordata; Testudines; Geoemydidae. The annotation marks the transcript as partial. The transcript is spliced from 3 exons. The record is from RefSeq and is a predicted model, not a curated record. Gene Ontology annotation, biological process: regulation of immune system process; regulation of cytokine production; negative regulation of transcription by RNA polymerase II.
GAAAACCAGCCAGGGGAGAAAUUGGGUAAAUUUAUUUCCUGUUGGGGAACUCAGAAGGUCCUCAUGGAAACCACAACACAACAGGAAAUCCUUAGGCGAAAGAGAAAAAAUACACACACUGAGUGUGGGCAAAACUUCAUUCACGGAUCAAGCCUUUCUGUUCAUCUGAGAAUCCACACAGGGGAGAGGCCCUACAAAUGCCCUGAGUGUUGGAAAACCUUCAAUCGCAGGUCGCACUUUAUUAGGCAUAAAACAAUCCACAGAGGAGAGAGGCCCUAUGAAUGCAGUGAAUGUGGAAAAUGCUUCACUAGCAGCUCAGCCCUUUCUCAACAUCAGAGAAUCCACACGGGGGAGAGGCCCUAUGAAUGCCGUGAGUGUGGGAAAACCUUCACUUACAGAUCAGGCCUUUCUAGACAUCAGAGAAUCCACACAGGGGACAGGCCCUACGAAUGCAGUGACUGUGGGAAAAGCUUCACUCAAAUAUCAACCCUUUCUGUUCAUCAGAGAAUCCACACAGGGGACAGGCCCUAUGAAUGCAGAGAGUGUGGGAAAAGCUUCACUCAAAGAUCAGCCCUUUCUGUUCAUCAGAGAAUCCACACAGGGGACAGGCCCUAUGAAUGCCGUGAGUGUGGGAAAAGCUUCACUUACAGCUCAGCCCUUUAUGUUCAUCAGAGUAUCCACACAGGGGAAAGACCCUCCGAAUGCCAUGAGUGUGGGAAAACCUUCAGUCGCAGCUCGCACCUUAUUAGUCAUCAAACAAUCCACAGAGGGGAAAGACCCUACGAAUGCAGUGAGUGCGGGAAAACCUUCAAUCGCAGCUCGCACCUUAUUAGACAUCAAAGAAUUCACACGGGGGAGAGGCCGUAUAAAUGCAGUGAGUGUGGAAAAUGCUUCACGAAGAGUUCAGCCCUUUCUCAGCAUCAGAGAAUCCACACAGGGGAGAGGCCCUAUGAAUGCACUGAGUGCGGGACAAGCUUCAGGCGGCGCUCACUCCUGAUCAGACAUCCGAGAAUCCACACAGGAGAGCAGCCCUACACAUGCAGUGAGUGUGGAAAAACCUUCUCUCACAGCUCAGCCCUUUCUGUACAUCAGAGGAUCCACACAGGGGACAGGCCCUAUGAAUGCACUGAGUGCGGGAAAACCUUCAAUCGCAGUUCGCACCUUAUUAGGCAUCAAACAAUCCACAGAGGAGAGAGGCCCUUUGAAUGCCGUGAGUGUGGGAAAUGCUUCACUAGCAGCUCAAACCUUUCUAAACAUCAGAGAAUCCACGCAGGGGAAAGGCCCUAUGAAUGCCGUGAGUGUGGGAAAAGCUUCACUCAAAGAUCAGACCUUUCUAGACAUCAGAGGAUCCACACAGGGGACAGGCCCUAUGAAUGCACUGAGUGCGGGAAAACCUUCAAUCGCAGUUCGCACCUUAUUAGGCAUCAAACAAUCCACAGAGGAGAGAGGCCCUUUGAAUGCCGUGAGUGUGGGAAAUGCUUCACUAGCAGCUCAAACCUUUCUCAACAUCAGAGAAUCCACGCAGGGGAAAGGCCCUAUGAAUGCCGUGAGUGUGGGAAAAGCUUCACUCAAAGAUCAGUCCUUUCUAGACAUCAGAGAAUCCACAUAGGAGACAGGCCCUAUGAAUGCACUGAGUGCGGGAAAACCUUCAAUCGC